Molecule: messenger RNA, 2787 nt
Organism: Alternaria arbusti
Lineage: Eukaryota; Fungi; Ascomycota; Dothideomycetes; Pleosporales; Pleosporaceae
Exons: 3
Coding region: 1-2787 (928 amino acids)
Source: RefSeq, a predicted model, not a curated record
AUGGUACACUUUCAAAUCUUCAGCCGUGAAGAGUACCUUGCGUACGCCAAGUCCCAACCCGCUCUACAACCAUAUCGCUCAGCCACUGAGACUCCGCCUGAUCAUCCUUGGUUUCAUAUCCCGAGAGCGAAAAUCGAUGAUGAAACCAAGGAGUUCUCUCGUGUGGCAGCCAAAUGUCUGAAAGGACAUCCACGUGACGACAAAGAGCUGAAGCACCUUUACGAGGCAGCGAAGGCGCUUUCCCAAGUCCCCAAGGGAAUACCUAUCCCAGUCGCAUUCGUUGGACCCCAAGGUGCUGGAAAGAGCCUAUUACUCUGUGCCUUGUUUGACUGCAAUGGUCUUUCGUUGACUGGUGCAGAAGGCAAAGCCUGCACAAGCUCUGUUAUCAGGUAUCUACAUUAUCCAAAGAACCAGGACGGCAGCACUGCGUUCCUUGCCGAGAUCAAGUUUCUGGAUGCGAAAAAGCUGGAAGCCAUGUUCGCUGAGCAGUGUCGGAACUAUUAUUACUACCACAAUGACGACGACUCUGACGACGAAGAGGAUCCCUCAUUCAGAGAGGACUUCAAAUCGAACGAUAGCGACGGGCUUAAGGAUACUGCAGAGGACAUCCUUAGCGCUAUCUUCGGUUCGAAAGAGAACUUCGAGGAUCAUUGGAGUGCCGAUUCUUACAAGAGCGGGGAGUUUGUCCGGCUGUGCCGGCUCAAAUUCGAAGAAGCACUUCAGAAGGAGAACACUAGCAGCCAGGGAAUUGCUACCAAGAUGGGAGUGACUCAGCAUGAGCUCCUGAAGCGGAUAAAGCCGUUCAUCACUCAAGUGCCAGGCGAGCAUUGUCUAUGGCCUCUUGUGGACGAUGUCACUGUCUACGCUUCCCAUCAAUUGCUUGAGCAGUCGCUGGAGUGUCUCGAUCUGCCAGGCUGUGGCGACACGAACGCACAGCGUGCCCGACACAUCGAAGAGCUCAGAGAGCGCGUCAAGUUUGAGAUCAUCAUAGCCGACACUGCGCGCAUCGAAUCUGACCAGUUGUUCAUCAAGCAUGCACGUGCUGCAAUCAACCAGCAUGGCGCAGAGAACGUGCAACUAGUCGCUACGAAAAUUGAUGAUCUAGACGAAAACCAGCUUAUGCAGUAUACCGGCGAGCCUUACGAUACAUUGAAGCGGCUUAUCAAUGAGACGACAGAAGCUGAGGAUGAAGCGAGCGAAGACGACGACAUCGAGAGCAUGAUCAAACGUGAACAGCUCGCCAAGUACAAGAAAUACCUAAUGCAGACUUUGAAGCAGGUCAAGGUAGCAGAGCGUGCGGAGAACAUUUCUGCUGGCGUCGCUUCGAAGCUUCAAGGCCGUACCUUGUCCGCAACCCCGAACCUUUGUCAUACAUCCGCCUACGAGUACAUGCAAUGGACAACAAAACCGAAAAUCACCUUCAAGAAUCAACCAUCGCUAUCCCCAGAGGAGACCGGAAUUCCUGAAUUGCGUAAGAAGCUCAUGUUGCUUCCUGCAGAUCAGAACCUACAACGCUAUUACGACCACGCUCACGUUGCACUGCUAGCUUUCGUUGCCAAAGGUGAACGUUCAGUGAAGUUUAACGACCGAGACGGCGAUUUUGGAAAGAUCGCAGACCACGUCGAAUCGCUGGGUCAGAAAUUCCUCAAUCGACUCCACAGUCAAACCAAAACGUCAUUCCAAAAGAUUUCGGAUUUGAGCGUCUCCAAGUUCAGCUCAGACAUCCCCUUGUUCAAGAACAGAACAGAGGCGAAAGUUGAGCAGGACUGGUGCAAGUUGACUUUCUUCGCCUUCAACCGGGUCCUCAAAGGGAAGGGCAUUGUUCCAAAAGGUGCCACCCAAGCCAAAGGUCUUGCGCAAGGUAGGAAUUGGAACCAAGAGCUGUCAGAGAUAAUGGCCCCAGGUUUCAGUAAAUGGUACAACGCGCAUGUUUCCUACAUGGAACCGAUGGAAGACUCCUUACGCAUCGCUGUAGAUCAGCUGCACAACAAGACCAUGACGGUUAUUGACGACUCCACUGCCAACAUUGUCACAAUUGAGAAAGCGAAAGCCAAGUGGGGACCCUACCGAGAGAAAAUCAAGGCCAAGAUGAUGAUUCUUGUAACCGAUAUCCAGAAGAUCGAGAAGCGCGCACUUGGCUGGGCCAUUAUGCAGUAUGGUCAGCACAACAACCUUGUCGGAUCGAUAACUGAUGACUGGUAUGACGAUAUAUUUCACGCCGCUCCCGCCCUUAAACCCGCUGUUCCCGGCAAAGGCAACAAACCAAAGAAGCAAUACGUGAAGCCUGGGAGAUUCCAAUAUCAGAAGAACCGGAUGGUCAGCCACUUCCUCAAGUCUAAGGAUCAUUUCGUUGAUAGAGCUGCCAAGUACUUCCAAGCGCAGUUCGACCAAGACAUGAAAGAGCUGCUCGAUAAGCACUUUGCCGACAUCACCAUGCAGCUAACGGAAUUCGCGGCACACCUCCGGACUAGAGCUCCACUCGACUAUGUAAUUACAGAUGAAGGCAAAGCCAUCAGAGCUGACUUCAAAGACAUCAUCCCAGACCUCGUGAAGAGGGCCAAGUCUAUUCAGAGUAUGAUUCCGGAGCCCAAGAAAGGGAAUAACGCACAUCCACAGGCUACGUCUUCUCACCAUCUCGCCGAUGUCAAGUAUGACGGUGCGGAGUUCCAAGCUAUCUACGACAAGAUGGUCAAGCAGAAGAAGAACGAUCAAGCACAGGCUACCAAGCAUAACAUCAAGCGAGAGGACGGAAACCAGAUGAAGAGGAUCAAGCACGAGCAGGACUGA